Messenger RNA from Myxocyprinus asiaticus (Chinese sucker), 868 nucleotides. It is a transcript of the gene chchd7, whose product is annotated as coiled-coil-helix-coiled-coil-helix domain containing 7. The record is from RefSeq and is a predicted model, not a curated record. The transcript is spliced from 4 exons. NCBI's taxonomy places the organism in Eukaryota, Metazoa, Chordata, Actinopteri, Cypriniformes, Catostomidae. Bases 171 to 437 code for a protein of 88 amino acids.
ACGUCAAUGUGAGUACACGCAACAUUAAACGUACUGCUUGGUGGAAAGCACACACUAUUUGUGUUUUAAUCCAAAACGUGUAUUUGUAUGAUAUAAACCGCGUAAUUUAUGCGUUAGGUUACUCUGCCACUGGUUUGAAUGACAUUGAGCUGUGACACGGAUUAAGUUGGAUGAUGAAUAACAAAUCAGGUGCACGGAAAGUUCGGAAUGUUGAUAUCAACCCAUGCAUCGAGGAGAGUGAUGGUUCCCAAAAAUGUUUGGAUGCAUAUAACUAUGAUAAGAGCAUGUGCUCUGCAUACUUCUUGAGGUAUAAAAACUGCCGGAAGUACUGGCAUGGUGUAAUGCUGCAGCGUCGGCGUGACGGAGUGAAGCCGGAUAUGCCGACCGCUGAGGAGCGAGAGGAGAUCAUCACAGCUCUCGGAGGGAAGCCAUACUGACUGCACAGCAGCAUUCAGAGCUCAUGUGCUGAUUUGGACUCAGUAUAACAGAAAUCUCUCACAGAGGCACAUUAUGAAUCCAUCCUUCUGGCUUUAAGGAUUUAUUGAAAUGCAGUCCAGUACUGUGUGGGGGAAGAGGACAUUUAGCGAAUAUAUUUUUAACAACUAAUGCUGUGCAUGUGUGAUACCAUCAAUGACAGGCUAUUAAAGCCUUAUUUAAGAUCAAUGCAGAAGGACUCAUUUGAAGUGAACAUAUUUCGAUAGAGUGUGUACUGUAUGUGUGGAAAAAUAAGUGUCUGGCAGUCCUGUUAUAGCAAUAGUAUUUAAUAUAUUCACUCAAGUUUAAAGUGUCUGUAAAUAUCACAGUUGCCUAUAUAACAAAAAAAGUCACUUGAACAAACAUUAAAUGUUAAUGGAAAUUAAAUGCUCAA